Molecule: messenger RNA, 1635 nt
Organism: Drosophila melanogaster (fruit fly)
Lineage: Eukaryota; Metazoa; Arthropoda; Insecta; Diptera; Drosophilidae
Gene: dgrn
Product: degringolade
Exons: 4
Coding region: 680-1297 (205 amino acids)
Source: RefSeq, marked reviewed
AUAUUUAUAUACAUUUCUUAUAAUUAUUUUGUUAUCAAAGAAUUUCGCCGAAACGGAAAUUUUAUUUUUAAUAAAUUAUUGAUUUUUAUUGAAUUACAAGUGUCAUUCUAAACAGCAUUGUAUAAUACCGCAAAAAUCGAUAGUCGAUCUUAAAUCCUUGUUCCCGAAUGUCCGUAAAGUGUCAUCUUUAAAAUAACCGAAUGGUCGCGUGAAAGGAGGAAACUAUUUUGCACAUUUCAAUCUGCACUAAAGCACAUGUAUAUCUGGGUUCACCUGCUUUUGUCUUUACUACGAAAUCAUUUCACAAGUUUCCUGGUCAUUUGUUGCUCGAACAAUGUCAGAUUCGACUAUUUUCCGUUUUUAGAACUCAUCCAUUCUUGAUCAGUCAGCGGACAGCAACGUAUCCAGUUCGAGCUCCAAUUCCAGUGUAUCCGACUCUUCUGUGGACUCCCAUUCAUCCAUAGAAUCCAAUUCGGGACACAAUACAUCCGUGGAAUCUCAGUCAUCCGCGGAAUCUGAUUCAUCCGCUGAUUCCCAUUCGUCCUUGGAACGCCCAUCCCCAGUGGAGCGUGAUUUAUCUGUGGAAUCAGACUCAUCUUCAGCCACCAAUACCAGCGAAUCUUCAGUCGGAGAAGCUUCAAACCAACUGCAGUCACCGCAAAGCAAUAACCCCUUAAAUAUGGCUAACUUGUCUGUCUCGACUGAAGAUGCUCAUUCGCAGAUCAGAUCACUUACCCAGGAUGUGAUCCAGAUGGAAGCAGAGUUGGAUCGCAUGAAUCGCUACUGCGAGGAAGUUGUGGCACAGAUUGACACCUUCGCCACGAGAACCUCAACGCCAACAACUCGUAGAAUUCGCCGCAGAACGAGUCCAGUAGAAGUGAUAGAUCUGUCCCAUUUGGACCGUGCACCACCUGUUCGAUCCGCUCGGAAUCGUGAUCCCGAUGCUUUCAUCGAUCUAUGCACCCCCGAAGGCCCAAGAAGUCGCACAGUGAAUCUUCACUCCAACGACUCCCUCACCAUUCUGCCACGUCGGUCAGCCGAAAAUGACCCGGUAGUGGAUCUCGACGUUGCGUCGCCACCAAAACGCGUUAAUCGCGACAUUGAUGAGUCCCAAAAAGAGGAGUUAUACAAGUGCCCCAUCUGCAUGGACAGUGUAUCGAAGCGCGAGCCAGUGUCAACCAAAUGUGGACACGUCUUCUGCCGCGAAUGCAUCGAAACAGCCAUCAGAGCUACGCACAAGUGCCCAAUAUGCAACAAGAAGCUGACCGCACGUCAAUUCUUUCGCAUUUACUUGUAAGUUGCUUAUACUAUUUCACAUUUUUUGCUCUGUGAGCCUUAAUAUAAUAUAGUUUAAAAAAAAACGCUUAACUAUGUUAGAGACGGCAAAUAAUGUCUGUUCUUGUGAUUCAGAAAAAAUUAGUUAUUUAAGUUGUCCUAUGUAAUCAGUGGCGCCCAAAAAUAUUUGAAUACAACUAUAAAAACUAAAGACUUCACUUUUGAUGUAUGAAACCAUCUCAGGCUAGAAUAAUAUAAGAACGACCGAAAGGAGUGUCAAAGUAUUAUGUAGGCAUUUUUCCAAACGCAAUUUAACAAUGUAACAUACAUAUAAUAUAAUAAAUAAAAUGGUCCCAACGC